Rhododendron vialii is the source of this 1268-nucleotide messenger RNA. RefSeq lists its product as uncharacterized. Lineage: Eukaryota; Viridiplantae; Streptophyta; Magnoliopsida; Ericales; Ericaceae. The transcript is spliced from 5 exons. The record is from RefSeq and is a predicted model, not a curated record. Bases 141 to 1070 code for a protein of 309 amino acids.
CCCAUUGGACUUGAUCUUACGCAGUGCCCCCAGCUUAACGUGUAUUUGUCUGUGCCACCAAUUCACCAGGGUUCAUCAUCUCUCUCCCUCCGCGUUUAACACCGUACCUCUUCUCAAUUGACAGAAGCGCAGGCAGCGAAAUGGAGGCACUCCAUCUUUGGUGUUCAAUCAUCUCCACCUUCUUCACAACCCUCGUUCUCUCCCUCGUUCUCCCCCUCUCUUCUCUCCUCCGCCGCUGCUCCCGCAGCCAAUCCUUCUCAGAACCGGCGUCGACCGUCUACCAAGGCACCGUCUGGCACGAGCGCCGCCGUCCCGUCCGACAUUCUUUCAAGUACACCGUCCGCUACGCCCUAAUUGAUCUCGACCGCGCCGCCCGCCCCCCGCCCGACCAUCUCUCUGCCGACCAUUGUCGCUCCAUUGCUCAAACCGACGGUCCAGUUUUCCUAUUGACCAUUCCUCCUAGCGUCGGUUAUGAACAGAAUCCGUUAAGCUUGUAUUACUGCUAUGACUCAGAAGGCUGUACUGUGAACUUGAAGAAAUGCAUUGCUGAGGUGACUAAUACACCAUGGGGCGAACGGGUAUCAUUUUUGUUCAAUCCCAAAACUGAUUUAGUUGCGAAACCACUGCACGUCAGUCCUUUCAUGGAUAUGCUUGGGAAUUGGAAAAUCAGAGCAAAUGCACCUGGGGAUAGUCUGUUUAUAUCAAUUUCAGUUCACCAUCCCAAGCUUGGUGAAUAUUUCACUGCUACCUUAACAGCCGAAAGAAUAUCGUCAGUGGCAGCUGACUCUGCUCUGUUUUUCUGGUUGAUGCCCCAUAGAGUUGCAGUUUGGAUAUACUGGCAUGCUCUCAAGCUGUGGUGGAAAGGCGUACCAUUCAUCCAACAUCCAAGGUAUUCUCACCAGGAAUAUAGGGAAGAAGCUUUGGUGCGUGACAUGAAACUUCAAUGCUGUCAGGCAUUUCAACAGGAUGAACAAAACCAUCUGCGCCUUGAAGGAAAUGAUUCUGAUUAUGUGAAGAAUGGGGGAAAUCGUAGAUUCGCAUGGAGGGAUGCUAAGUGGCCCUGGGCCUGAAUACAAGCAGUAAGUCUGUUUCCUCUCAGUUCAACAAUUGACAGAGUAAUGGCCUAAAGCUACUUUUUCAUUCAUUGUUUCUCCAAUGAUAAACCAAACAAAAAAGUACAUUUAAUUGCUUGCCUGAUCUAUACUUUGAAGAUAACAAGGUUUGCAAAUGCACAGAUCUAUUUUCUUGAAUAAAAGGAUAUUGUGAUA